Molecule: messenger RNA, 2619 nt
Organism: Trichechus manatus latirostris (Florida manatee)
Lineage: Eukaryota; Metazoa; Chordata; Mammalia; Sirenia; Trichechidae
Gene: CAP1
Product: cyclase associated actin cytoskeleton regulatory protein 1
Exons: 13
Coding region: 98-1522 (474 amino acids)
Biological process (GO): cell morphogenesis; actin filament organization; cytoskeleton organization
Cellular component (GO): cytoplasm
Molecular function (GO): actin binding; adenylate cyclase binding
Source: RefSeq, a predicted model, not a curated record
CGCUCGGUAAGGGUCCGGAAGUGGAUCGCGCGAAGAUUCCUGGGCGGUUCUUGCCGGAAGUGAAGAGCGGUUGAUCGCUGUACAGAGGUGGUACAUUAUGGCUGACAUGCAAAAUCUGGUAGAAAGAUUGGAGAGGGUAGUGGGCCGCCUGGAGGCCGUGUCCCAGGCCUCUGACAUGCACCGUGGAUAUGGAGACAGCCCUUCAAAAGGAGCAGCUCCACAUGUGCAGGCAUUUGACUCGCUGCUCGCAGGUCCUGUGGCAGAGUACCUGAAGAUCAGUAAAGAGAUUGGAGGAGAAGUGCAGAAACAUGCAGACAUGGUACACACAGGUCUGAAGUUGGAGCGAGCUCUCCUGGUUACAGCCUCUCAGUGCCAGCAGCCAGCAGCUAAUAAGCUUUCUGAAUUGUUAGCACCUAUCUCAGAGCAGAUCCAAGAAGUGACAUCUUUCCGGGAGAAGAACCGAGGCAGCAAGUUGUUUAAUCACCUGUCAGCUGUCAGCGAAAGCAUCCAGGCCCUGGGUUGGGUAGCUAUGGCUCCCAAGCCUGGUCCCUACGUGAAAGAAGUGAAUGAUGCUGCCAUGUUUUAUACAAACCGAGUCCUCAAGGAAUACAAAGAUGUGGAUAAGAAGCAUGUGGAGUGGGUCAAAGCUUACUUGAGUAUAUGGACAGAACUGCAGGCUUACAUUAAGGAGUUCCAUACGACCGGCCUCACCUGGAGCAAAACGGGGCCUGUGGCAAAAGAGCUGAGUGGCUUGCCAUCUGGACCCUCUGCCGGAUCGGGUCCUCCUCCCCCUCCACCUGGCCCGCCUCCCCCUCCAGUCCCCACCAGUUCAGGCUCAGAUGACUCUGCUUCACGCUCAGCACUGUUUGCCCAGAUUAACCAGGGGGAGAGCAUCACACAUGCCCUGAAACAUGUAUCUGAUGACAUGAAGACUCACAAGAACCCCGCCCUGAAGGCUCAGAGUGGUCCCGUACGCAGUGGCCCCAAACCAUUCUCUGCACCUAAACCAGGAGUCAGCCCCUCCCCGAAACCAGCUGCAAAGAAAGAGCCACCUCUACUUGAACUGCAGGGCAAGAAGUGGAGAGUGGAAAAUCAAGAGAAUGUUUCCAACUUGGUGAUUGAUGACACAGAGCUGAAACAGGUGGCUUACAUAUACAAGUGUGUCAAUACAACAUUGCAAAUCAAGGGCAAAAUUAAUUCCAUUACAGUAGAUAACUGUAAGAAACUCGGUCUGGUGUUCGAUGACGUGGUGGGCAUUGUGGAGAUAAUCAAUAGUAGAGAUGUCAAAGUUCAGGUAAUGGGUAAAGUGCCAACCAUUUCCAUCAACAAAACAGAUGGCUGCCACACUUACCUGAGCAGGAAUUCCUUGGACUGUGAGAUAGUCAGUGCCAAAUCUUCUGAGAUGAAUGUCCUUAUUCCUACAGAAGGUGGUGACUUUAAUGAGUUCCCAGUCCCUGAGCAGUUCAAGACCGUAUGGAAUGGGCAGAAGUUAGUCACCACAGUGACAGAAAUUGCUGGAUAAGCGAAGUGCCACUGGGUUCUUUGCCCUCUCCCUUCACACCAUGGGAUAAAUCUGUAUCAAGACGGUUCUUUUCUAGAUUUCCUCUACCUUUCUGCUCUUAAACUGCUUCUCUGCUCUGAGGAGCACAGCUACCUGCCUUCACUGAAAUAUACCUCAGGCUGAGAUUUGGGGUGGGAUAGCAGGUCAGUUGAUCAUCUGCAGGAAGGUGCAGCUUUUCUGUAUCAGCUCAACCACACCACCAGUUCAUUCUUAAGGAACUACAGACCAGGAUUGGUAGGUUUUGGCUUUCAGCUUUUGGGGGUUAUUCUACCAAAAGUCUUUUGGGAAGAAUAAAACAGUCCCUAGGAAUUAACCGAUCAGAAUGUUCACAUAAAUUAAUCUUUUUCUAACAACGCACAUGAGUGUAGCAGAAGCUGGUGUGAUUUCAGCUGGUUCUUCUAACCAAACUAAUUUUUCACUGUUGAUAAGUUAGGUAAGGGUUGAACUGGACCAAAGGCUGAGGCUUGGCCAUCUAGCAUUCCAAGCAAAAUUGUUUCCCAUAAGCAUUCCUUUUAUUUUGCAUUCCAUCCUGGGUCUGCCUGAACCAUGAAAUAGUAGGUUCUCCUGUACUGGCUGCUGUAGCAGUAUCUUGCACCCUGGGCAGUUAGAGGAGUCCUGGAGCCUUUCUCUGGGAUCCCUGCCUAGCAUCUUCCUACAGAGAUGACUUUUUUUAACAAAGGGAAAACAAGAACACACCAUUCCAAGGAAUCUGGCAUUCCUUACUCCUUCUGUGCUAGGUGCCUGUCAUCCACCUUCACUGCCUCCUUUUUCCUGUCAUGCUCAGCAGCUUAUGGCUUCUGUCCAGGCACCUGAACAGAGGGCUAAAACCUCCACUGUGGGCUGGUUUUAGGUCUUGAUUUACGUAAGAAUCUUGCACAGCAUUGCUAGUGUAAAUUUCAGUUUUUCCCUCUAGGACAUACACUUACCAAAAUAUGCAACUUUUUUGGUGGGAAGAGAAAUUGUCCUGUGACUUCUACCGAUUUCCUGAGGCCUGUGGAAAUAAACCUUUAUGUACUUAAAGUUAUACAGAAAAUAGAAUAAAGUUAAUACCAAACUUG